AAUGAAUGUCUAGAAGUUUAUAAAUUACUUUAUUUUUUCUGAUAGUCAAUUUGCCCUUUUUGCCAUUUCUAUUUGAGAUGGAAAGACCCUUGUAUAUUUGGUCUUACAACUUUUUCCGUACGCAAUUUAACAUUUUAAAAUUCGCAAGUGCGGACACCAGGUAUUUUUAGACGGCGCGGUCUGCGUCUAGAGACAUCGGUAGUUUGCAAAAAGACGCCGACGCCUCGUGUUAACCAGCACUUAAAGUAGUGUGCGCGUGUUUUUGAGAAGUCUUAAGUUGAAGACAAUGAACGCCAAAGGUAUGAGGAGGAAGAAAUCGUCUUUGUCGGAAGUCAAGGUGGCUGUGAUUGGGGCUCCCGGAGUCGGAAAAAGUGCCUUGUCAGUCAGGUUUUUAACGCGACGUUACAUUGGGGAAUAUGAUCAUCAGUCAGAGACCAGAUACAAACAUGAAGUUUUAGUGGACAAUGAACCCGUACUCUACGAGAUACUAGACACAUGCCCAAAGAAAUUCGACGACUUACCAUCUUCAGACACAAUCAACUGGGCCGAUGGCCUCCUCCUAGUCUACUCGAUGAUCGACAAAAAAUCCUUCACCUACCUGAAACGUUUUAGCAAAAUCAUCUCCGAAUCGGACAUUCCGGUCUACGUGGUGGCCAACAAGAACGACAUGGUGCACCUAAGAGAAGUGAGUACCGAAGAUGGAGCUCUACUGGCGCGAGAUCUGGAAUGCGGGUUUUCGGAGGUGGCCGCUGCCGAACAGGUGGCGCCGGUGGCGGUGGUGUACCAGGAGCUGUGUCGGGCGGUCUUGGCGGCCAGGAGGAAGUCCAAGCACUCCCUGCUGGAGAGGAUGUUGGGAGGCAGGACCAGCAAUUUGAGGCUGUACGUUAGAGGGAAGAGCGACAGCGCUUUGCCGAAAGAUUGACAGUUACUUUUGAAGUAGGUUUAGAGGAAAAUCCUGAGAUUUAUAUAAGAGAUGAGAUUUUGCAUGACUAGAUAAAAACUAAAGUUUUUAUGCAAAAAUAUUAUUAUUUUUCUAAAAAUAGAACUUGUGACCUGUGAAGUAUAUUAUACACUGUCAAUAUUAAAAAGUAUAAUUCUGUAAUAUUUUUAGGCUUAGUAUUUACAAUAUUAUUAUAAGAUUUUUAGGAAGUUCAUAUAUAAUUUGUACCAUAAGGUUCAAUGUAACAUUUAAUUCCCAUAUAAAUAAAAGAAUUUUGUU
Brassicogethes aeneus is the source of this 1219-nucleotide messenger RNA. The record is from the annotation of a GenBank genome assembly. NCBI's taxonomy places the organism in Eukaryota, Metazoa, Arthropoda, Insecta, Coleoptera, Nitidulidae.